GCAUUAUUGAAUGCAGAAGCAAGAGAGCAUCGAUACACUCGUGCCGCUUCCGCGCGCGGUGCCCAGUGCGUUGACCGUAUUUUUGGCCAACUUGGUCUCGGGCUCGGUCGCUGGCGCCGUCACGGAUUCAAUUUUGCUGCCGUUCGACACGAUCAACUUGCGCAUCAAAGUGCAGGUCGCGGAUACACCCAAGUACACGGUCAUUUGGCCAACGUGGAAGACCAUUGUGCGCGAAGAGGGCGUCCGGGGGCUCUUUGGCGGCCUCGGGACGACGCUCAUGAUGGCACCGAUCAACACAGGCAUCUAUUAUGCUGCGUACGAAGUCGGCAAAUCGUGUCUCGUGUCGGUCGUGCCGCCAGAGCAAGCGCCCGUCGCGCAUUUUGCUGCCGGGUGCUUUAGCGAAUUCUGCAGCUCGGCGACCAACAUACCGAGCGAAGUCAUCAAGUCCCGGAUGCAGAUGGGCGCCAAUCCGCAGCUUGCGACCGGCGAUAUGUCCAAGCACUCGACCAACUACCGCGGCACCUUCCAUGCCGUCUCGUCCAUUGUGCGUACGGAAGGUGUGCGCGGGCUCUACUCGGGCUACACGGCCUGUCUGGCCAUUGAAGCGUCCUUUGCCGGCUUUUGCUUUGUGUUUUACGAGGCACUCAAGAAGCAAUUCACGACCAAGUUGGAUCGGUUGCCAACCACGGCCGAGACGAUUGCCAUUGGUGCCGUGUCUGGGGCUGGCGCCGCGGUGCUGACUAACCCCUUGGACGUCGUGACGCUGCGCCUCAUGGUGCAAGGCAACAACCAAGUGUACCGUGGUAUUGUACACUGCCUCCAACGGUCGAUCGCGGAAGAAGGCCUUCGACUGCUCUGGAAAGGAUCGAUAAUCCGCAUGAUGAGCACCGUGCCCAACACGGGCAUCUCGUUUGGUGUCUACGAGGCGACCAAAAGCUUCUUGAACGGCGAGGUGAUUCGAUAAUGUGGCGUAGAACUCGAGAGACUAUAGUGUGGUCCAUUAAACUACAUUCAAUGAUGUGCUCUGACCGCUCG
This is a messenger RNA of Saprolegnia diclina VS20, 1035 nucleotides long. RefSeq lists its product as hypothetical. The coding region runs from base 11 to 964 and encodes 317 amino acids. The transcript has 5 exons. Gene Ontology annotation, biological process: transmembrane transport. Lineage: Eukaryota; Oomycota; Saprolegniomycetes; Saprolegniales; Saprolegniaceae. The record is from RefSeq and is a predicted model, not a curated record.